CUCCCGCCCCGCUGAGCAGGAGCUGCUCCAGGACAAGAUAUGAGAAAUGAGUGUUGGACGUCGAAGAAUAAAAUUGUUGGGUAUCCUGAUGAUGGUUAAUGUCUUCAUUUAUUUGAUCGUGGAAGUCUCCAAAAGUAGCAGCCAGGAAAAAAAUGGAAAGGGGGAAGUAAUAAUUCCCAAAGAAAAGUUCUUGAAGAUCUCAGACCCCCCUGUGGCCUACUGGAACAGAGAGCAAGAAAAGCUAAACAGGCAGUACAAUCCCAUCUUGAACACAUUGGCCAACCAGACAGGGGACGUGUACGGGUUUUCCAACAUAAGCCAUCUAAAUUUUUGUGAACCUGACCUCAGGGUCAUGUCAGUAGUUUCAGGUUUCAGCAAUUUGCCAGACAGAUUUAAAGACUUUCUGCUGUAUUUGAGAUGUCGAAAUUAUUCACUACUUAUAGAUCAACCAGAUAAAUGUGCAAAGAAACCCUUCUUAUUACUGGCGAUAAAGUCCCUCAUCCCACAUUUUGCUAGAAGGCAAGCAAUUCGGGAAUCUUGGGGCAGAGAAACCAAUGUGGGGAACCAGACGGUAGUGAGAGUCUUCUUACUGGGUCAGACCCCGCCAGAGGACAGCCACCCAGACCUGUCUGACAUGCUGAAAUUUGAGAGUGAGAAGCACCAAGACAUUCUUAUGUGGAACUACAGAGACACUUUCUUCAACCUGUCCUUGAAAGAAGUGCUCUUUCUCAGGUGGGUGAGCACUCCUUGCCCAAAUGCCGAGUGUUUUAAGGGUGAUGACGAUGUUUUUGUGAACACCCAUCACAUCCUGAAUUACUUGAAUAGCUUACCCAAGAACAAAGCCAAAGAUUUGUUUAUAGAUGAUGUGAUUCACAAUGCUGCCCAUCGGGAUAAGAAACUGGAGUAUUACAUCCCAGAAGUUGUUUACACUGGCGUCUAUCCGCCCUAUGCGGGGGGAGGCGGCUUCCUUUACUCUGGCCACCUGGCCCUUAGCCUGUACAAUAUAACUGACCAGGUCCUUCUCUACCCCAUUGAUGAUGUUUAUACUGGAACGUGCCUUCAGAAGCUCGGCCUCGUUCCAGAGAAACAUAAAGGCUUCAAGGCAUUUGAUAUAGAAGAGAAAAAUAAGAAUAACAUUUGUUCCUAUGUAGAUUUAAUGUUACUACAUAGUAGAAAACCUCAAGAAAUGAUUGAUAUUUGGUCUCGGUUGCAAAAUGCUCAUUGA
Neogale vison (American mink) is the source of this 1225-nucleotide messenger RNA. RefSeq names its product N-acetyllactosaminide beta-1,3-N-acetylglucosaminyltransferase 2-like. The record is from RefSeq and is a predicted model, not a curated record. Gene Ontology annotation, cellular component: membrane. NCBI's taxonomy places the organism in Eukaryota, Metazoa, Chordata, Mammalia, Carnivora, Mustelidae. Gene Ontology annotation, molecular function: hexosyltransferase activity.